GUUCUGCAGCUCCUCCUCUCUGCAGAGCAAAGUGAGAUCUCCAUUCAAACACAUCCCAAAAAAAAAAACUCCGCAGGAUGAGACUAAAUUCUCUGCUAUUCCGCCGCUGAUCAUCACUUCGCUCCGUCCAAAGGAAAAGUGACAGUGGAAACCGAAUCGAUUUCAAUCGUUUAAAGAGACGUAAAAUAGCUAAAUAAAAGCGGAUAAGAAUUUCCGCUCGGUGAUACCGACUGGUGGUUGCUAUAGCGGGCUACUCCAACAGACUGCAAACAUGGCGAGCGCCUCGUACCAUAUCUCUAAUCUAUUGGAAAAAAUGACAUCAAGCGACAAGGAUUUCAGAUUCAUGGCCACCAACGACCUGAUGUCGGAGCUGCAGAAAGACUCCAUCAAGCUGGACGAUGACAGUGAACGCAAGGUGGUCAAGAUGAUCCUCAAGCUACUGGAAGACAAAAACGGAGAGGUCCAGAAUCUGGCCGUCAAAUGCCUGGGCCCGUUGGUCAGUAAGGUGAAGGAGUACUAG
Messenger RNA from Oncorhynchus keta (chum salmon), 520 nucleotides. RefSeq names its product cullin-associated NEDD8-dissociated protein 1-like. Gene Ontology annotation, biological process: SCF complex assembly; protein ubiquitination. The coding region runs from base 272 to 520 and encodes 82 amino acids. The transcript has 3 exons. The record is from RefSeq and is a predicted model, not a curated record. Gene Ontology annotation, cellular component: nucleus. Lineage: Eukaryota; Metazoa; Chordata; Actinopteri; Salmoniformes; Salmonidae.